AUGGACUGGUUGAAUCAUUUUAGGGCGUUUAUCGAGCAACCCGACUCUUCAUAUAAAUUGAGUGGGGUGGGCGUCUUCGAAAUGUUCGAUGGUAGAGCCUUUUAUAAAGUACCACUUGACCCUGAGCUGGAGAUGCACCGACCAAAUGCAAAGCGGCCAUCAAGAAUGAUUCGCCUUAGUUGUUGUUGCCUGUUAUCCAAGAGAUCAAACUUCUGUGGAAUAAGGCGCAAGUUCCGGCAUAGCUUCCUCAUCCAUGUCUGUUGUUGGGACUGGAUUAAGGACCGUUUUAUCGGCCCCAGAGCUCUGCAGGAUGUAGAUAUUCUGGUCUCGGCCAUGAGACGGGUGUGGAAGGAACAUUUCCCUUUGCCACCAUACGAGCUCCAAGAACACAUCGACACUGACGGGCUGUUCGGUUAUGAGUGGGUCGGAGAUAUGCGUGCAGGACGUCCAAUAUUCGGUCAGAUAGAACAUCUGAACAUCGGCCCGGCCUUUACUGCCCUUGAGAGAUCCACUAUGCAUACGAAACCUUAG
This is a messenger RNA of Uncinocarpus reesii 1704, 531 nucleotides long. RefSeq lists its product as uncharacterized. The record is from RefSeq and is a predicted model, not a curated record. The transcript is spliced from 2 exons. The coding region runs from base 1 to 531 and encodes 176 amino acids. NCBI's taxonomy places the organism in Eukaryota, Fungi, Ascomycota, Eurotiomycetes, Onygenales, Onygenaceae.